AAAGUUCAUAGCUCCGACAAUCUGACCUCUAUGCAAAAGACUGUUUGUCGUCCACUCCGUCAGUAACUCCUUUCCUGUCAAAACUUUCCCUUCUGCCUUCCCCCGACUCUAUUCCUCUCUCGGUGCGGAGGAAGAACUGAAGAAGCAUAACCCAAACCCUAAAAGAAAUCCGGAACCUCAUCAAAAUUCUAUUUACCAGUACCUAAGCCACGAGCAAGCACAUCUUUUUUUGGUGCCAAAAUUCGUACCAAUUUCAGACCCGUCUCUCUAUAUUCCUUGCUGUUUUGUUGGAAAAAAGAACCUCCACAACUACAAGAAAGAACUCAUCUUUAGUUCCACUCCUCUCUCUCUCUCUCAAAUGCACUUGUUCUUGUAACAUAGCCGAAAGAACCCAUUUUUCUGUUAGAAGGAAGGAUGCCAGAUCAAAAACCCAUCUCCCACAACACUCUCUGCUUGCUGCUUUUGCUCUCAAUCUUCGCCAAUGUAGGUCUUGUUAGCUCCAAGUCCACCAUUGAGCCCUGCUCCAACUCCGACUCGUGCAACGCCCUGCUGGGCUACACCCUCUACACCGACCUCAAGGUCUCCGAGGUGGCUUCCCUUUUCCAAGUCGACCCCAUUGCCAUCCUCACCGCCAAUGCCAUUGAUAUCUCCUACCCGGACGUGGAGAACCACAUUCUCCCCUCCCAGCUCUUCGUCAAAAUCCCCAUCGCCUGUUCCUGCGUCGACGGCAUUCGCAAAUCGGUCUCCACCAAGUACAAGACCCGCCCCUCUGACACGCUAUCGUCCAUUGCCGAUUCCAUAUAUUCGGGAUUGGUCUCUGCCGACCAGAUUGGGGAGGCCAACUCGGUGACGGACCCGUCUGUUCUCGACGUGGGGCAGACCCUUGUGGUGCCGCUCCCGUGUACUUGCUUCAACGGGACCGACAAUGCCCUGCCUGCUAUCUAUUUGUCGUACGUGGUGAGGCCGGUGGACACAUUAACCGGGAUUGCGGCGAGGUAUUUGACUACUAUUACUGAUUUGAUGAAUGUGAAUGCCAUGGGGGGUACAGCUAUCAAGGCAGGAGAUAUACUUGCUGUUCCGUUGCCAGCCUGCGCAUCUAAUUUUCCAAGAUAUUCCUCGGAUUAUGGCUUGAUUGUACCAAAUGGAAGCUAUGCCAUUACAGCGAGUCAUUGUGUGCAAUGCAGUUGUGGGCCUGGGAACCUCAAAUUGUACUGCAUGCCUGCUUCGUUAGCUGUUUCUUGUUCAAGCAUGCAAUGUCGAAACAGUAACCUCAUGCUUGGAAAUGUCACGGUGCAGCAGACUGGUGGUGGGUGCAAUGUUACUUCUUGUAGUUAUGGUGGCUAUGUCAAUGGGUCCAUUAUCACUAGUUUGUCUACAUAUCUUCAACCUCGAUGCCCCGGGGGCCAGCAAUUUCCUACACUUAUAGACCCACCUACUUCAGUGGUACGGGAGUCAAUGUUUGCGCCUUCUCCUUCGCCUUCAUCUCAGUCUGAUGGUGCUGGAACAACACCCAAGUCUUCAGUGGUUCCGACCACGACUGGGUCACUUCCUGGAUUUCCCCCUGCCAGCAGUCCUAUUGGGAGUACUUCUCAUGCUUGCUCCCUGAGGAAGUCGUUAGCCACUUCUCCAUUUGCACUUGUCUUACUUUUAUUUGUCAAGUUCUUACUGUCCAUGUCAUUGUAAUUUUGCUGGUAUAUGGUAUGCCUUCAUGGUCGCACCGUGGGUGUUCCACCUGGUUAUGUUUUUGACUGGUCCUAGUUGUCUGUUGUAUGCAACUCUUGUUUAUUUGUUUGUACUAUUAAACCGAUUUGUGGUUGCGGUGAAUUUUGUUUUCUGGAUGCGCCUAGUGUGUUGUUUUACUUAACUGCCGUACAAUUUGCUCUGAGUUAUGACCUAUUGCCUUUCUGUAAUCUAUUCUAGUUAUCAUUAUCAGAGCAUUAAGAAGUUGUCUU
Juglans regia (Persian walnut) is the source of this 1952-nucleotide messenger RNA. RefSeq names its product lysM domain-containing GPI-anchored protein 1-like. The transcript is spliced from 5 exons. Lineage: Eukaryota; Viridiplantae; Streptophyta; Magnoliopsida; Fagales; Juglandaceae. The record is from RefSeq and is a predicted model, not a curated record. The coding region runs from base 415 to 1683 and encodes 422 amino acids.